Ornithorhynchus anatinus (platypus) is the source of this 1720-nucleotide messenger RNA. Its product is annotated as H-2 class I histocompatibility antigen, Q10 alpha chain-like. Bases 41 to 1087 code for a protein of 348 amino acids. Gene Ontology annotation, cellular component: external side of plasma membrane. Gene Ontology annotation, biological process: antigen processing and presentation of endogenous peptide antigen via MHC class I via ER pathway, TAP-independent; antigen processing and presentation of endogenous peptide antigen via MHC class Ib; positive regulation of T cell mediated cytotoxicity. The record is from RefSeq and is a predicted model, not a curated record. Lineage: Eukaryota; Metazoa; Chordata; Mammalia; Monotremata; Ornithorhynchidae. The transcript has 8 exons.
AUUCCCGGGGCGAAUUGGCGGGGCGCGGAAUGGGUUGGGUAUGGAGCGCUCGUGGUGGAAGCAGGCACGCUGCGCCCCGUUUCUCCCGCUGCUCCUGUGUCUGGGGGCUGCUCUCCUGCCAGCGGGCCGGACUAGGUCGCACUCGCUGCGCUAUUUCACCACCGGAGUGAGCCGGCCCGGCCCCGGGGUGUCCGAGUUCACGUCUGUGGGCUACGUGGACGACGUGCAGUUCGUCAGGUUCGACGGCGAUGGGAGACGGGGUCGGGCAGAGCCACGGACCCCGUGGAUCCGGGACAACGAAGGACGGGAAUAUUGGGACCAGGAGACAGAGAUCUUCAGGAGCGGGGCGCAGAAUUUCCACGUGGGCCUGCAGAACAUCAUGGGCUACUACAACCAGAGCGAGGAGAGGUCUCAUACCGUUCAGGGGCUGUAUGGCUGCCAGCUGCGGGAGGACAACACCCCCGGCGAAGGGUUCAUGCAGUUUGGCUACGACGGGCGGGACUACAUCGCUCUGGACAAGGCCACACUGAGCUGGACGGUGGCGGACGCCGGGGCCCUCAACACUAAGAGCAAGUGGGAGGCCGACGGAACCAUCGCCGAGCGAUACAAAGCCUAUCUGGAGGACGAGUGCAUUGAGUGGCUCCGGAGAUACAUGGGCUUCGGGGGGCCCUGCCUCACUCGGGCAGAUCCCCCCAAGGUGGACGUGAUCCGUCACCCCGGCCCCGACGGGGAGGACGUCAGCCUGCGGUGCCGGGCCUUCGGCUUCUACCCGGCGGACAUCAAGUUCAUGUGGAGGCGGGAAGGGGAAGACGUGAGCCUGCAAAUGGAGCUGGUGGACACGCGGCCCAGCGGAGAUGGCAACUUCCAGAAAUGGGCGUCGGUCAGCGUGCCCCGGGGAGAGGAGCUGAAAUACGUCUGCGUCGUGGAGCAUGAGGGCCUGGCCCAGCCCCUCGCCGUAAAGUGGGUUCCAGAUACAUCCCUGUCCAAUAAGGCCACUGUGGGGGUUAUGAUCGUCAUCCUGCUCAUCCCCGUGGCCGUGGUUGGGUUUGUCAUCUGGAAGAGGUCAGGUCCCAGAGGAGGGAACUAAUCCCCUGCAAGCUCUGACUCUUCCAUUCCCAUGAAAGCCUCAGCCUGAGGGAGUGGCCUGCGUGGGACGGAGGAGCCGACCUCCCCCACCCUUCCUGCUGACCACGUUCUCCACCUGCCAACCUAAAAGUUCUGAACACUCCAUCAACUCUCCUCGACCAUGUCCAAGCACCCCCAGCUGCUCCUCCCCAAACCGUAGUGUCCCUUGAUGAAGGUUUCAGCAAGAGCCCGUCCAUAUCCAAUCUAGCUUGCGUCCCCUCCACUCUACCUUUUUUAUUACCCUAUUUAUUUUGUUAAUGAGGUGUACAUCCCCUUGAUUCUGUUUAUUGCUAUUGUUUCUGUCUGUCUGACUCCCCCGAUUAGACUGUAGGCCCGUCAAUGGGCAGGGAUUGUCUCUGUUGCCGAAUUGUACAUACCAAGCGCUUAGUACAGUGCUGUGCACAUAGUAAGCGCUCAAUAAAUACUAUUGAAUGAAUUACCUUAUAAGGACCACUCCUAGGAACUGCUUCUGAAUGGAGGGUGGAGUUCUGGGCAACGCAAGACGAUUGGGUGGGAUUUGGGGUGUGCACUGGAAGAGUUGUGGUCGAGUGGAACGUGGAAAUGCUUGCAAAUAAAGGUAGCGAGUUGGGAACGG